Messenger RNA from Dinoponera quadriceps, 519 nucleotides. RefSeq lists its product as uncharacterized. The record is from RefSeq and is a predicted model, not a curated record. The transcript has 2 exons. NCBI's taxonomy places the organism in Eukaryota, Metazoa, Arthropoda, Insecta, Hymenoptera, Formicidae. The coding region runs from base 1 to 519 and encodes 172 amino acids.
AUGAAACCGCAAAGCUCCGUCCGGCUCCUUCUCGCUCUCGUCGCAACGAUCGAGGUGUCGCCGGCGCCUACGAGGGAUUUUGAAUUAAUACCAUUCAGGAGUAUCUGGCAAAAUGUCGGGGUGCGCGGCUUCUACGGGCCGUGGAACAUCUUGGUGAAGCGAAACGGGGAUUACGUCGAUUACGCCGAUUACGGCGCCUCGAUCGAGCAGUACCAGCCUAAUUUGCCGGAGUUGCAGUACAGCGACGUAUCGAUAACCGACGAGGUGGUGCCUUCGGCUUACGAUAACGUCCUGUCAAAACUUAAUACGGCGCUCAGCUCGGUCGGCCUCGCCGAUUUCCGCAGUGGAAUUCGCACCGGUGAUUGGAUCGACCGAAAUACCGAUGGCCCGGUGCAGAAGGAGCAAGGAUAUCGGGAGGAUAUUGAUUCCCAGGAAGUCGACGGAGAUACCGUGGAGGCCGACGACGACGACGACGACGCGACGACUCCGGACGCGGCGGACCAGAAGGAAAUUUUGUGA